Messenger RNA from Balaenoptera ricei (Rice's whale), 3106 nucleotides. It is a transcript of the gene TFAP2A, whose product is annotated as transcription factor AP-2 alpha. The transcript has 7 exons. The record is from RefSeq and is a predicted model, not a curated record. Gene Ontology annotation, molecular function: DNA-binding transcription factor activity, RNA polymerase II-specific; RNA polymerase II transcription regulatory region sequence-specific DNA binding. Gene Ontology annotation, biological process: regulation of transcription by RNA polymerase II; regulation of cell population proliferation; anatomical structure development. Gene Ontology annotation, cellular component: nucleus. Bases 263 to 1582 code for a protein of 439 amino acids. Lineage: Eukaryota; Metazoa; Chordata; Mammalia; Artiodactyla; Balaenopteridae.
AUUAGGCUGUUGGUAAAGAGCAGGAAAAGGGAAAAGUUUCUACCAUUAGAGGGAGAUCUCCGAGCGCGCACGGGAGCUCUUUUCCUUCUCGCCUCCUCCUCCUCGCCCUCCUCCUCCUCCUCCUCGCCCUCCUCCUCCUCCUCGCCCUCCUCCUCCUCCUCCUCCGGCGCUCACCGCCCGCAGCCGGCACUUUGCGCUUACCCAGAGAGUAGCUCCACUUGGGUGCGAGGCGGAGAGGGGGCAAAUCCAUUCACGCCGAUCCAUGAAAAUGCUUUGGAAACUGACGGAUAAUAUCAAGUACGAGGACUGCGAGGACCGUCACGACGGCACCAGCAACGGGACGGCACGGUUGCCCCAGCUGGGCACUGUAGGUCAAUCUCCCUACACGAGCGCCCCGCCGCUGUCCCACACCCCCAAUGCCGACUUCCAGCCCCCCUACUUCCCCCCGCCCUACCAGCCUAUCUACCCCCAGUCGCAAGACCCUUACUCCCACGUCAACGACCCCUACAGCCUGAACCCACUGCACGCCCAGCCGCAGCCGCAGCACCCGGGCUGGCCCGGCCAGAGGCAGAGCCAGGAGUCUGGGCUCCUGCACGCGCACCGGGGGCUGCCCCACCAGCUGUCGGGCCUGGAUCCCCGCAGGGACUACCGGCGGCACGAAGACCUCCUGCACGGCCCCCAUGGGCUCGGCUCAGGACUCGGAGACCUCCCGAUCCACUCCUUACCUCACGCCAUCGAGGACGUUCCGCAUGUAGAAGACCCGGGUAUUAACAUCCCAGAUCAAACUGUAAUUAAGAAAGGCCCCGUGUCCCUGUCCAAGUCCAACAGCAACGCCGUCUCCGCCAUCCCCAUCAACAAGGACAACCUCUUCGGCGGCGUCGUGAACCCCAACGAAGUCUUUUGUUCAGUUCCGGGUCGUCUCUCGCUCCUCAGCUCCACCUCGAAGUACAAGGUCACGGUGGCGGAAGUACAGCGGCGCCUCUCACCGCCGGAGUGUCUCAACGCUUCGCUGCUGGGCGGAGUGCUGCGGAGGGCGAAGUCUAAAAAUGGAGGAAGAUCUUUAAGAGAAAAACUGGACAAAAUAGGAUUAAAUCUGCCAGCAGGGAGGCGUAAAGCUGCCAAUGUCACCCUGCUCACAUCACUAGUGGAGGGAGAGGCCGUCCACCUCGCCAGGGACUUUGGGUAUGUGUGCGAAACUGAAUUUCCUGCCAAAGCAGUAGCUGAAUUUCUCAACCGACAACAUUCCGAUCCCAAUGAGCAAGUGACAAGAAAAAACAUGCUCCUGGCUACAAAACAGAUAUGCAAGGAGUUCACCGACCUGCUGGCUCAGGACCGAUCUCCCCUGGGGAACUCGAGGCCCAACCCCAUCCUGGAGCCCGGCAUCCAGAGCUGCUUGACCCACUUCAACCUCAUCUCCCACGGCUUCGGCAGCCCGGCGGUGUGCGCCGCGGUCACGGCCCUGCAGAACUAUCUCACCGAGGCCCUCAAGGCCAUGGACAAAAUGUACCUCAGCAACAACCCGAACAGCCACACGGACAGCAGCGCCAAAAGCAGUGACAAAGAGGAGAAACACAGAAAGUGAGGCGCUCCUCCUGCCCCGCCCCCUGCCCGCGCCGCCUCCCCGGCCCCAGCGCGCCCACCCACUCCAUCUCCAUCUCCAUCAUCUCCAUCUGCAUCAUCUCCAUCAUCUCCAUCUGCAUCAUCUCCAUCUCCAUCUGCAUCAUCUUCAUCUCCAUUUCCAUCUGCAUCAUCUCCAUCUCCAUCUCCAUCUCCAUCACCCCCCACCGAUCACCACCGGCAGGUGACAGCUCCGGGAUCAGCAACCCCCCACUGCUGCUACUGCUGCUGCUGCUGCCGCCGCUGCCGCCACCGCCUUCGGUCCGGAGUCUCGGGGUCCCGGGGACGGCGCUCCACUGUGAGCGGGGCGACCCCGCAGUCUCAGGCCCCGGCCCCGACUUCCUCCAUCAGCACCAACUCCCCUUUGCCCUCGUGUGGAGCCUAAGAGAACAGAACAGGCCGUGAAGCCAGCAAAGAAAAGUUCUGUCGGAGUUUGUGAACCUUUUUUUUUUUUAAAACUAACAAAUCAACAACGACAACAAAAAAAAUUUAAAACUUUUUUUUUUAGAAAAAAGAACGUAAAAAUUAAAAAAAAAUUAUAUGAGCUUCAUGGGACGGAAUCACCACCUUCUCUUACAUACUUCAGAUUGUAGCCAUACUAAAAAAAAAGAAAAAGAAAAAACAAGGCAAAAAAGGCUAAUGACAUUUUUAUCAGUAUUGUGAAUAAACUUGAACACAGAUACUCGAAGUUCCAUGUCUUGUCUUCAGUUCUAGAAGUUUUCCCUCUUCAAGGUAAAGCGACCAACUUGAACUCUCUCUGGCAACACGAUUCACAGUUCUAUAAGGGAAUCAGUGUUCACGUCUCUGUAUAUAUUUAUUUAUGUGUAAUUUAAUGGGAAUUGUAAAUAUGGUGAGUCUGUUUUAAGCCUUUUUUUUUUUUUUUUUAAUUUAUCUGGUGAUCUCGUUUACCUCUUGUUUAGUGGGUUUUGAAUCUUCCCUAUUAGUUCUUCAUGUGGUUCAUGGUACUUAUUUAGGAAUCCAAGGUUUGGGGGAUUUUUUUUCCUCUGGUAUUCAUGAAUUUAGCCCUGUUGUAGCAUGUUAAAAAUGACAAUGAAACAGCUGAACAAAUAAAAAAAGUAAAAUAAAAUUUUAUAAAUAAUUAGUAUUACAUUUAGCUUUUCAUUGAACUGAAAGAAAAAAGUGCUAUUGGACCCUGGAAAGAUUUUUAACUUGAGUGGUUUGAUAACCGUUCUAUGUAUUGUGGGGAGAAAAAAAAAAGUUUAUUUUAUUCCACUGUCCUCCCUUAAAAGCAUCAUUUGAGCAAUAAAUGAGUAUUGUCUUUAAACCAAGGGUUAGGGAUUUCCCCCCCUCCUCUUUUUGUUCAAAGAACUUCAAACAUUUGGGACCACCUGGUAUUCUGUAUUUUCACUGGCCAUUUUGGAAGCAGUUCUAGCUGUAUUGUACUGAGUUGUGCUGGCAGUAGUUUCCAUGCCUGUCAAUGUAUCAUAGUCCUUUGUUGCCCAGAUAAAUAAAUAUUUGAUACGCUUUA